AGCUCGGGGCGCGAUGCAGAGACCCGGAGGCGGCAGCGGAGCUGGGGGCAGCGGCGGGGGCAGCGGUGGGAGCCAGGGCACCGCCUUCUCCAUCGACUCCCUCAUCGGGCCUCCCCCGCCGCGCUCGGGCCACUUGCUGUACACUGGCUACCCCAUGUUCAUGCCCUAUCGACCGCUGGUCCUGCCUCAGGCUCUGGCCCCCGCGCCCCUGCCCGCAGGCCUCCCGCCCCUCGCACCGCUUGCCUCCUUCGCUGGCCGCCUCACCAACACCUUCUGCGCCGGGCUGGGCCAGGCCGUGCCAUCCAUGGUGGCGCUCACCACCGCGCUGCCCAGCUUCGCGGAACCCCCCGACGCCUUCUACGGCCCCCCGGAGCUGGCUGCCUCCCGCAACAACCCGGAGCCCGGCGCCCGGCGCCCAGAGAGCGGGCUGGAGCCCGACGAGCUGCCGCAGACCAGAGAGAAAGUAGCAGAGCCCCCCCCACCGCCUCCUCCGCCGGCGCCGCACUUCUCCGAGACUUUCCCAAGUCUGACGGCGGAGGGGAAGGCGUACAGCUCCGAUGAGGAGAAGCUGGACGCGCCGUCGGGGGAGACGGCCGGCAGCGAGCCCGAGGAAGAAGGCUCGGGCGGCGGCGACAGCGAGGACGACAGCUUCCUGGACAGUGCCGCUGGGGCAGCGGCCGCCCUCCUGGGGCCCAAGCCCAAGCUCAAGGGGGGCCUGGGGCCCGGGGCCCUGGACGGGCCUCCGGGGACCCCGGGCGCGUCGGCCCCGGGGGGGAAGAGCCGGCGGCGGCGCACGGCGUUCACCAGCGAGCAGCUGCUCGAGCUCGAGAAGGAGUUCCACUGCAAGAAGUACCUGAGCCUGACGGAGCGCUCGCAGAUCGCCCACGCCCUCAAGCUCAGCGAGGUGCAGGUCAAAAUCUGGUUCCAGAACCGCCGGGCCAAGUGGAAGCGCAUCAAGGCCGGCAACGUGAGCAGCCGCUCGGGGGAGCCCGUCAGGAACCCCAAGAUCGUGGUGCCCAUCCCCGUGCACGUCAACCGGUUUGCCGUGCGCAGCCAGCACCAGCAGCUAGAGCAGGGCGCCCGCCCCUGAGGCCCCGGCAGGCGCGCCCUCCGCGCUCGGGCCGCCGCCGCCCCGGGAUUCCGCCCGGGCUCUGGCCCAGGCCGGGGGUGGGCGGGACUGCCGGGGCUCCGCAGAGCCCCGGGGCGGGCGGGACAAGCUCUCCAGGACCUGGAGGGGCAGGAGCUCCAACGGGGCCUCGCUCUCGGCAGGGGCGGGCUCCUUAUUUAUUUGUGUAAAGUGUACAUAUGGCGCAUAUGUGUGUAAAUGUCUAUGUCCGCACCCCUCGGAGGGUGGGGGAGCCUCAGCCUUCAGCACCUGCAUCCAGCGCGGCCCCGACACGCAAUCUAUCAAGCCACACCCACACCCUCCAUGGAACCUCCAGCAAAGCUACCCUCUCCUCCGUUUCCAGGUGCACCUCGCCCCCUCCCCCCACGCGCUACCCGUUGGCCCUUUCCCCACCCACCCCGGCCCACUCGAGUUGGGAUUUCCAUUGCGGAGGAAUCAGUGGGCCGGAGGGCGAAGGGUUCCGCUCCCGCCCGCCUAGGAGUCUUUUGGACUCGAGCGGCCGCGGCCGGCGAGUGUUCGUGCGAGUGCCUAGACUGCCCCAGCUUGGUCAUCUGCUUCAAGUGGAGGGGUCACCCAGUCCCCAGCGACAGGGGGUCUUGUCCAUUGUACAUUUGUGGUUUCUCCAAUAAAUUAUUUUCUAUGUAAAGGA
Messenger RNA from Antechinus flavipes (yellow-footed antechinus), 1775 nucleotides. RefSeq names its product gastrulation brain homeobox 1 (gene GBX1). The transcript is spliced from 2 exons. Gene Ontology annotation, molecular function: DNA-binding transcription factor activity, RNA polymerase II-specific; RNA polymerase II transcription regulatory region sequence-specific DNA binding. Gene Ontology annotation, cellular component: nucleus. Bases 14 to 1090 code for a protein of 358 amino acids. Gene Ontology annotation, biological process: regulation of transcription by RNA polymerase II; regulation of nervous system development. NCBI's taxonomy places the organism in Eukaryota, Metazoa, Chordata, Mammalia, Dasyuromorphia, Dasyuridae. The record is from RefSeq and is a predicted model, not a curated record.